This is a messenger RNA of Thlaspi arvense, 1131 nucleotides long. The record is from the annotation of a GenBank genome assembly. Lineage: Eukaryota; Viridiplantae; Streptophyta; Magnoliopsida; Brassicales; Brassicaceae.
AUGGAUCGCAAAUUCCCCUUGUCGGUUACAUUGAUCUGCAUUAUCUUCUCCGGUGUCGGUGGCCAAUCUCCGGCCGCUGCUCCGACCAAUUCUCCUUCUAUGUCUCCUCAUAAACCUCAAUCCACACCUCCUGCCAUCUCCCCAGCUUCUCCGACGUCGCCGGGAUCCACUCCAAGGGAGACUCCGGCGAAGACUCCAGUGUCAUCUCCUCCCAUCUCCCCAGUUUCUCCGACGUCGCGGGAAUUCACUCCAACGGAGACUCCGGCGAAGACUCCAUUGUCAGCUCCUCCGCAAUCCUCCACUCCUGCGCCAGUGGCAUUGACUCCUUCUAUGUCUCCUCAUAAACCUCAAUCCACGGCUCCUGCCAUCUCCCCAGCUUCUCCGACGUCGCCGGAAUCCACUCCAACGGAGGCUCCGGCGAAGAUUCCAUUGUCAGCUCCUCCGCAAUCCUCCACUCCUGCGCCAGUGGCAUUGACUCCUUCUAUGUCUCCUCAUAAACCUCAAUCCACAGCUCCUGCCAUCUCCCCAGCUUCUCCGACAUCGCCGGAAUCCACUCCCACGGAGGCUCCGGCGAAGACUCCAGUGUCAGCUCCUCCGCAAUCCUCCGCUCCUGUGCCAGUGGCAUUGACUCCUUCUCCUACACCUGAGGCUUCUUUUACUCCUCCGAUCUCUCCGCCUGCUCCUUCACCGGAAACUGAUUCUCCUCCUCCGGCUCCUUCACCGGCUCCAGUGGUUGCGCCUUCAGCCGAUGUACCGGCUCCAGCGAAGACUCCAGUGCCAGCUCCUCCGCAAUCUUCCGCUCCUGCGCCAGUGACAUUGUCUCCUUCUCCUACACCUGAGGCUUCUUCUACUCCUCAGAUCUCUCCGCUUGCUCCUUCACCGGAAACUGAUUCUCCUCCUCCGGCUCCUUCACCGGCUCCGGUGGUUGCGCCUUCAGCCGAUGUACCGGCUCCAGCUCCGAGCAAACACAAGAAGAAGAAGAAGAAGCACAAUAACGCGCCGGCUCCAGCUCCGGAGCUUCCAAGUCCGACUGCACCUCCCGUGGAAGCUCCUGGACCCAGCGACGAUUUAGCUCCCGAUGCCGCCGAUGAUCAGGUAACAUUAGUUUCGUACGAUCAAACACUUUUUUAA